Molecule: messenger RNA, 1734 nt
Organism: Diaporthe citri
Lineage: Eukaryota; Fungi; Ascomycota; Sordariomycetes; Diaporthales; Diaporthaceae
Exons: 1
Coding region: 1-1734 (577 amino acids)
Molecular function (GO): catalytic activity
Source: RefSeq, a predicted model, not a curated record
AUGGCAUCUGAGAAAAUCGCCGACGUCUACGGGCCAGGCACGUUCACGGACAAGUCGUUUACGCCCGUCCCUGAGGACACACAACGCAUCUUCCGCCUCCUCGCCAGCCAGACCCCCGGCUUCACACAAGACGAUGCACUCCUCUCAAAAGUCCAGUUCACCGGCGAGGACUACCCAGUCAUCCCCGGCCCAAUAAAAGCCGUCUCUGUCGCCGCAGCCCUGCACGCCAUGACCGGUGUUCUGGCCGACGAGAUCCUGGCCCUGAGGGGAGUUAAGAACGAUGAGCGUCGCAUCACCGUCAACACAACACACGUCGCCCUGUGGUUCGGCUGCGUCGCCACGGCCUACCUGAACGGCGUCGACGUUCUGACGCUGAGCAAGACCGGAGAGAUCAAGAAGCUCGUCCCGGACUGGGAGAUGGGCUGGACCGACACGCCCCUCAAGUACCGCACCACGGCCCUCUACCCAACAAGCGACCCGGAGGUCUGGUACUCGCUGCACGGCAGCCUGAGCGCCGAGCCCGUGCUGCGCUCCAUCGGCAUCGACCCGGCGGCGCCCAUCACGACCAACGAGGACGCGGCCCGCCACAUCGCCGAGCACACGUCGAGGCUGAGCCCGGAGAGGCUCGAGAUGACCAACCUGCUCAACGGCUUCUGCGGCAGCGUCUGCUUCACGCCCAAGCAGUGGCGCGAGUCCGAGAUGGGCCGUACCCUUGCUUCCCACCCGCUCGUCAACGUCAAGGCCCAGGGCCACGCCGCGCCCACGCCGCCGGUGGCCUUCCCACCCGUCAACCCCAGCGACAGGAGACCACUGGCAGGCGUGAAAGUCGUCGAGAUGACGCGCGUCAUCGCGGGCCCCCAGAUCGGCACCAUCCUCGCCUCGUACGGCGCCGACGUGAUCCGCGUCAACCCGCCGCACCUGCCCGACAUCAGCAUCCUGCAGCUGACCCUCAACGCGGGGAAGCGCACCAUCGCCAUCGACCUGCGCAGGGGGGACGACGCCGCGCUGCUCAAGUCGCUCGUCGGCGAGUGCGACGUCUUCAUCCAGGGCUUCCGCAUCAACAAGAUGCCCAAGUACGGCCUGGGCCUCAACGACCUGCUCAAGGUCGCCGGCGCCCGCGGGAGGGGGAUCGUGUACGUGAGCGAGAACUGCUACGGGCCGGACGGGUACUACGCCGAGCGGCCCGGCUGGCAGCAGAUCGCGGACGCCGCUGCUGGCUCGGCAUAUGUGACCGGCAGGAGCCUCAAGCUGCCCGACAACGAGGCCGUCCUCCCCAGCCUGCCCAUCUCGGACAUGUCGACGGGCGUGCUCGGCGCCGUGGGCGCCAUGCUGGGGCUGAAGAGGCGGGCCACCGAGGGCGGCAGCUACUACGCGCACGCCAGCCUGACGGGCGUCAACGCGUACGCGCUCAUGGAGGAGAUCGGCCUCUACCCGGAGGGGACCGUCGAGGAGUGCAAGGAGCGGUUCGCGUGGGGCGAGAUGAGGGGCCAGCACCACGUGCUCGACCUGCUGGUAACGGUGUGGAAGGGGUGGAAGAAGGUGCUGGGCGACUACCUGCAGCCCGAGGGCGGCUGGUUCCAGAGCUUCGAGAACAGCGCGUUCGGCGGGCAGAGGUUGAGCGUCCUGAGGCCUGUCGUCAAGAUCGAGGGGGAUGAGGGGACGACUCCGUGUUGGAGUUCUGGUAGUACGCCGUAUGCGUAUGAGAGGGCGCAGGAUGUGAAAUUCCGGUCAUGA